AGCACAGCUAAGAUUCUCAUUUGAAUUCAAAUUGUUGUAUAUAUCUCCUAAACCUCUCUUCCUCAUCUACAAAACUCCUAUUACCAAUGUACUUCUUCAGAUAUAAAUGUACCCAUUUACAUGACUGAAUAAUACAAGUUGGAACACCAAACUAUAAGUUGUGGCUAAGGCAAGACAAUCUUGUUCGCAGUGCAAUCAUGGCCUCUGUCGAUCCAUCCAUUGCGACGUUGAUUGCUCAAGCAGCUACUGCGAAAAACGCAUGGGACAUUUUGCAAACGACCUAUGUGAACAAAUCUUAAGCAACAAUUUUUGGUCUUCGUGAGUUACUCUCAAACAUCAGGAGAGACUCCAAGCUAGCCAGCGACUACAUGAAAGAAAUUAAAUCCAUUUGUGGAUGAUUUGGCUGCCUAUGGCUCACCUCUAACAAAUGAGGAACUAGUCACCAAAGUUUUGAGCGGACUAGGAGCAGAAUACAAAGAGAUCUUCGCGGAUAUACGCGCUCGUGAUAAUCCCAUAUCUUUCGAAGAACUAUUUGACAAACUUCUUGCUUAUGAAGUUUUCGUCCAGCAUUCAGAAUCAAAGAAUGAGCAGCCUAUUAUCACUGCAAAUUUAGCCAGCAGUGCACCUCGUUCAACCAAUCUAAAGGAAGAAACCACACUGGUUCUCAGCGAAGGGGAGGGCAUUCCAAUUUUAUGCCUAACAACCGUAAUUUUUCUGGACAAAUGACCAACUCAAAGGCAUUCAAUAACAGGUCUAAUCAACAAAGAGUGCAGUGCCAACUUUGCGACAAGUUUGGUCAUAUAGCUAAGGUGUGCCGCUCUUAAUCUCACGAAGCACUUGAAGCUUAGGCAAAUUUUACUAAUCAUGCAAACUACGUUAUCAAUCGCUCAAGUUCAUGGAUUGUUGACUCGGGGUCUUCUCACCAUAUCACAGAUAAUCCAAACUCCCUUCAGUAUGCUACUCACUUUUCAGGCAAUGAAGAAAUCAUCAUCGGUGACGGAUUUGAAUACGGGGGCACGCCUCCUGCAAGGACGGUGCAAAGGGGACCUCUAUGAAUGGCCAGCUGACAAGUCACAACAUCGUCCAUCUUCUCCUCUUGCUCACUUCACAACUACAUCCACACCAACAUUGCACCUAUGGCAUGCCAGACUUGGUCACCCUCAACCUAGAAUAACGAAAUCAUUUGUUUCUUCCUUUAAGAUUCACGUUGCUAGUAGUAGAGACGAUUCCUUUACAUUCUGUCAUUCAUGCUUAUGCAAUAAAAGUCAUCGCCUUCCUUUUGGUGACAAUUCCAUUUGUAGUUCUAGACCUUUUGAAUUUUUGUACUCUGAUGUUUGGGGUCCUUCUCCUAUUCACUCAUUUGAUAAUUUUUGAUUUUAUGUGAUUUUUUUGUGGA
This is a messenger RNA of Nicotiana tabacum (common tobacco), 1396 nucleotides long. NCBI's taxonomy places the organism in Eukaryota, Viridiplantae, Streptophyta, Magnoliopsida, Solanales, Solanaceae. The record is from RefSeq and is a predicted model, not a curated record.